CUCACUAUUCCUUGCAGCCAGAGAUGCGUCAUGGCUUAGAUCCCGUGACUUGCGACAAGAAAUAGUUGCAUCGAAAUUUAUGUCUUUUAUUUUUGAGGUUGUAGGUUCACUGUAUCAAAAUGUUCAGAUAAAUUGCUGAUAAGGUUGGAUUGAGGGUUUUUGACCAAAGAUGGGUGGUUUUUCAUCGUUAAAUUUGUAACUCAAAAUCCAGGUGUUGCAGAAGUAUGCAACGGAAUGAUGCGAACGAUGUGAAGCAGCGUCGUGGCAGCGGUCCGAGGGACCAGAGUGGGCAGUCACCACAACAAGAGUCCGUCCAGCACUAUGUGUUGACUGGCCAGUUACAGGCUAUUACGGGUACAGGCAGGCAGACUACACUAGGUUUGCUUCCCUCAGCAUCCCCAGGCUCGUCCUUGGGAAGCUCCAAUGUGGCAGCCCCAGUUGUUGGUUCCAGCACACCUCUCCAGCACCAGACUGUGGUUGUGUCCUCACAAGACUUGGAGCGCAUCUUCACUGGAGGUGCCCCUGGGCCCUCUGCGGUUGCAACCACCCCCGGUCUGUCUGCCCAGGCUCUGCAGAGACAACUGAGCAGUCAAGGUAUUGUUGGUGUGAUCAGCCCAGGGGUGUCCAGAACAGUAACUGGACCAUUCUCAGGUGGUGCCACCACUGCCCUGAUCAGACAGGCAGGUGCCACUCCCUCAGGACCCGAGUUGCAAAUUCCACCAACACUGACCCUGGUGACGGCGACCACACCCAGCGGGGCCCCGGGAGUGGGGACCUUGAGCGCCAGCGGAGCUACAGUGCACCAUCAUGGUCUGAGCCCUUCACGGGGGACCCCACCAACCCCUCGAGCCAACCUUCAGCAACCAUCUCAAAAUAUGAGCAUUCAACCUACCGGACAGCAACAAACUCCUAAGACUAUCGUUGCAGCGGGUGCUACAGCGCCAACGUCUGCAACAAACCUAGCCAUGGUUGGGAAAGUUCUACAAGACACAAAACCCAGCAUAACUCCUCUUGGCCUCACACACACAUUUCCCAACCUCACAGCACUAGCCAACCAAUCGGCUAUGGGGCCCUCUCCCAAAAAGAAAGUGAAGGUUGAGGAGAAAGCACCAGCUACUACAGAAAUUGCCAACAACAGGAAACUUAUUCUUGACCAGAAACACCGAGAGAUGAUAGAGAUAAAAGAGAACUACAUAGAGUACCUGACUGAGCUGUUCUUCCUCCAGAAUAGUGGGAACAUGAUGGAUUAUCACACAUGGAAAAAGCGGCCCACACCCCAGCUUGUACACUUCCUUAAAUCUGGGAACCUUGACAGUGAUGAGGAGGAUGAUCAUGGACAAGAGAGAAAGAUCAACAAUGAAGUAAAGGUGAUCACAUGCAGUGGAAGCAAUGUUCCCCUGGCAACACCAGUUGCCAUAUCAACCACGCUACCACCCUCUGUAGCUGCCCUGAAUCAGCAAGCACCAAGCCAGAGGACAGCAGCAAGUACAACCACCAACAGCACAACAACCCUAACAACAUCCACUGUGGCAACGGUGUCUAUGCCACAACUACAGAGUCAGAUGUCAAAGGCUGCGGAUACAAAGCCACCUGUCAUACACACUACACACACCACAAAGGCCACACACACUAUAUCAACAUCAAAUCAGCCACAGUCAACGAUUCGCUUGCCCAAGUCUCCCCCAACCUCUCCUGGUGGGACACCCCGUCUUCACACGCGUCAACACACAAUAUCCAACAUCUACGAUGGUUCCAUUGGCUCACAGGAGGCUAUAGUAGAGCGAGCAAAACAGGAGGCACAGGUGAUGCAGCGGGUGGCAGAACUUCGUAAGGAGGGACUUUGGUCAUCACGCCGGCUGCCGAAGGUGCAGGAGCCGCCACGAAACAAAAGCCACUGGGACUACCUAUUGGAGGAGAUGCAGUGGCUGGCAGCAGAUUUCCAGCAGGAGCGCAAAUGGAAGAAAGCUGCUGCACGAAAGGUGGCCAAGAUGGUGUCCAAGUAUUUCCAGGACCUUGAGCAGAAAGAGAUCAGAGCAGAGAAGGAAGAGGCACAGAAACUGAAGAGGAUAGCUGGACAGAUCGCAAAACAGGUCCGCGAAUUCUGGACAAAUGUAGAAAAGGUUGUGCAAUAUAAACAACAGACAAGAAAUGAAGAAAAGAGAAAGAAGGCUUUAGACCUUCACCUGAAUUUUAUUGUGGAUCAGACAGAGAAGUACUCGACCUGGUUAACAGAAGGCUUGAAAAAAGACAGAGCAGGAUCUUCUGGAGGGUCAGGUGUCACCACCCCUGAACACUCCAUAGAUGGUGGUGAUCGUGAGUUUGAACCAGAAGCUGAUGAAUCUGAUGAUGAAGAAACCAUAGAAAAAGCAGAGGCAGAUAUGGACGAGACAUCAACCCAGGCAGAGUUAGAUGCACUACAGAAGGAAGGGGAGGUUCCAUUAGAGGAACUUUUGAAGUCCCUUCCCCAGGAAGUCUUGUCGGGCACAGCUAGUCUUACUCAGGAUACUGAGGAAGAGGCUGAUGAGAAACAUGGCAAACAAGAUAAGGAUGACGAUGAGUUUGCAGCCAGUGAGGAGGAGGAAGUAGACGUGGAGGAAACUAUCGAGGAACAGGAGACACUAGACAAGAAAGUUGACUACAGCAAAGAGCUGGAAGAUCUACAGAAUGAAGGUGAUAUGGACAUGGACGAACUUUAUAAGAAGUAUGCAGGGGCAUACGACAGUGACUUUGAAAUGCCAGAGAGUGAGUCAGGCACAGAAGAUGACAGUGAUGAUGAUGAGGAUGAGGAUGACAGCGAAGAAGAAGAAGAGGAGUCGUCUGAGGGAGAGGAAGAGGAGGGGACAGAAGAGAAUACAGAUAACAAGGAGGAGGAGGUUGGACUGGACUUUCUUAUGACUUCUGAUUCUACUAGUCAGGACACACAAGCACAGGGUGAUACUGAAGAAAAAGGUCCCGGUAAGGAACUAGUAGACAUCGCAGCAGAAGCCCAGAGUUUACAGCCUAAAGGUUACACCCUUCAGACCACAGAGGUAAAAACCAAGGUGCCAUUCCUCAUCAAACACACUCUGAGAGAGUACCAGCAUGUUGGGUUAGACUGGCUGGCUACCAUGUACGAGAAGCGUCUCAACGGAAUUCUUGCUGAUGAGAUGGGUUUGGGAAAAACCAUUCAGACCAUAGCUCUUCUAGCCCACUUAGCCUGUGAUAAAGGUAUCUGGGGACCACAUUUGAUCGUCGUGCCAACCAGUGUCAUGCUCAACUGGGAGAUGGAAAUCAAAAAGUGGUGUCCAGCCUUCAAGAUUCUCACCUACUAUGGAACUCAGAAGGAGAGAAAACUUAAGAGACAGGGUUGGACCAAAACCAAUGCCUUUCAUGUGUGUAUUACCUCAUACAAACUUGUAAUCCAAGACCACCAGUCUUUCAGGAGGAAAAAGUGGAAGUACUUCAUUCUGGACGAGGCCCAGAACAUAAAAAAUUUCAAGUCCCAACGUUGGCAAACAUUGCUGAAUUUCUCCAGCCAACGCCGCCUGUUGCUGACUGGGACACCUCUCCAGAACAAUUUAAUGGAACUCUGGUCCCUGAUGCACUUCCUCAUGCCAAAUGUGUUCCAAUCACAUCGCGAGUUCAAGGAGUGGUUUGCCAACCCCCUCACUGGUAUGAUCGAGGGAAGCCAUGAAUACAACGAAAGCCUCAUCAAACGUUUACACAAGGUGCUGAGACCGUUUUUAUUGCGGAGACUAAAAGCAGAUGUGGAAAAACAGAUGCCAAAGAAAUACGAGCAUGUUGUCAUGUGUCAACUGUCCAAACGUCAACGCUUCUUGUAUGAUGACUUCAUGUCGCAGGGCAAGACAAAGGAAACGUUAGCCAGCGGUCACUUCAUGAGCGUCAUCAACAUUUUGAUGCAGCUUCGUAAAGUCUGUAACCAUCCCAGCCUGUUUGACGAGCGUCCGAUUGUAUCGCCAUUCCAAACUCAAGGAAUCAUUUUCCAUACUUGUUCUGCUGUUCUACAUAUGUUGGACUAUGACCCUUUCAAAGAUGUUGACCUGUUGAGGUACCCAGGAUUAGCCGACAUGGAGCAAGACCUACCUGCAUUUGUGGCACAUCGAGUGAAGCGUCUCCAAACAUCACGCCAACUCAUAGAGGAGAUUGAUGACCAACCUGAUCCCCCUCCCCGAAUUAAACCUGGCAAACUGAAACCUGUCAACUUCAGGAGUAUUUCUCCACUGUCGAGGAGUGUUUCACCGCUGACAAACCAGACCCCAGCCACAAGUGGUACAGAGAAAACAAAGACAGCGACAUCUGUCACUACAUCCUCAGCCACCACUACUGCAGCUGUGGGGACCACCAUUACUUCCACAACACCAACCACACUCACCGCAGCAGUUACACCUAGGACGCAGUCUUCAGUGACCAUGACAACUAGCAGUGUUACACAGCCGCUCUCGGCAGUGGCCACCUCUGUAGCAGCACCCAGUGCUAGUGUGACCAGCACACUGUCCGUCAUCAACACUAGUAGUGGUGUGAUUACACCUCAGGCAAAGGUUGGACCCAUCACCACAGCAACUGUCAGCCUGCCAUCCUCCUCCGGUCAGGUGGCCACGUCUCAACCAAUCACAGUACAGAUACAGCAGACAGAUCAAGGUGCUCGGCUCAUGAUACCAGCUGGCCAGUUGUCACAGUUACCAGCAGGUUUCAUUCAGAUAGUUCAGACUUCCAUGGGCCAACAGAUCAUUGCUUCCUCAGUGGGAACUACAGCUCAGCAGCGAGUGGGAUCUCCAUCAAUAACGGCAACCAGCAGUGUCAGUCGUGCAACCACAACAAGUAGUACAAUAGUGAACGGUCUGCCUGCUAUUACCACGAUAGCAGCUUCCACAGCCAGUACCACACUGACAACUGUAACUUCCCAGGUCAAACCUGCAAUGUCUGUACAGCUGCCAUCGGCUUCCACUGCAGCCACACUCAAACCUGUCAUGAAGGUCUCGCCCAUGGUGACUGCAACAACUUCCACCACAAAUGUGGUGAAAGCUGGUGUAUCAACCACAGUAUCCAGUGCUGAAGUCAAAUCUACAACUGGCUCUACUACCAGAUCUGCUGUCAAGAAAACUAAACAGCGUAUCAAGACCGAGCUCAUGCUUGACUCUGUGUGUGACAAAAGAGAGUGUCGUCGGCAGGAAAAGCUGGAAUACAUUGCUCGUAUAAACAAGCUACACUGUGAACGCAAACCUGUAUAUGGACAGGACCUGCGCUGUACUGUUAAUGUGAUGAGUGACACGACAAAGACAUGUGUGCGUGAUAAUACAUGGCCCUCGCUUGGACAUGUACAUUGUACAAACGUUAACUCAUGGAACAAUCCAUACCGCCCAGAGAUCUUCUGGAAACAAACCAAAGUGCUUUCAAAUCUGGUCCAUACUCCCUUACAAUACCUACAUGAACUAGAAGACAUUUUAUCUAGAUAUGUGUUUGCUACUCCACCUGUUGUCUCACCGUGCAUCAAAAUGCAUGUGUCUCACCCUCCACCCUCCACUUUGAUGAGUGAGCGAUGCCGGGACUUUAUCCUCCAUAAAGAAGUGUCGCCCAAGGCGAGCUGUCUACACAAAAUUUCAACCAAUAGGAUGGUGCAGUUCCCUGAGCUUCGACUAAUUCAGUAUGACUGUGGUAAACUUCAGACUUUAGAUCUCCUAUUGCGGCGACUGAAAUCGGGGGAUCACCGUGUACUUAUUUUUACACAGAUGACAAAGAUGUUGAACAUUCUUGAGUCCUUUCUCAGUUACCAUGGUCAUCGCUACCUCCGAUUGGAUGGAACAACACGUGUUGAACAGAGACAAUUUCUUAUGGACAGGUUUAAUGCUGACAGACGUAUUUUCUGUUUCAUUUUGUCCACACGUUCAGGUGGAAUUGGUGUGAAUCUGACAGGCGCUGACACUGUGAUAUUUUAUGACAGCGACUGGAAUCCAACUAUGGAUGCUCAGGCUCAGGACCGAUGCCAUCGCAUUGGACAGACGCGCGACGUCCACAUCUACAGACUGAUCAGUAAAAAGACAGUAGAAGAAAACAUCUUGAAGAAAGCCAACCAAAAACGCAUGCUGGGGGAUAUGGCUAUCGAAGGAGGCAAUUUCACCACUGCCUUCUUUAAGGAGAACACCAUCCAGGAGCUCUUCUCUGAGCCGUCGGGGCUGGAUUCCCUGGUGGAACAGCCUAAAGUGACUGAAAUAAAGACUACAAAGCCUUUGGGGGGUGAGGUCAAGGACACGAAAUCCCUUGGAGGUGGAGAUGAGAAACAAGCAGCAACAUCUUCAGAUAAGAGCAUAGUAGCUCAGUUUGAACAGGCACUGGGAAAGGCUGAAGAUGAGACUGAUGUAGUGGCUGCCAAUCUUGUCAAGGCAGAACAGAAGGCAGAGCUUGCCGAGUUUGAUGAAAACAUUCCAUGGGAUGAGCGAGAGGCAGAGAAACGAAAAGAGGAGGAAGAAAUGUCCAAGGCAGAGCAAGAACUUGCCAUGUUGGACAAAGAGCUGUCUCCGAUUGAGCGAUUUGCAGUCACAUUUAUGGAAAAUGAAAUGAAACCAGAUGAGGACUUGGAGAUUUCUGUGGAAGAGAUUGCCAACUCUAAGAAGGACUGGGAGUUAGCACGAUUAAAGGCACUGAAGGAGGAUGAGGAGCGCCGCCUUGAAUUAGAGGAAGAUGAAAUGCUGUACACAUACCUUCGAGACGACUCCUACAACCAGGUUUUCAUCUCCGAUACAGAUCAAGAACAUAUGCCGAUAUGGGCACCACCUACACCCCCUCAUGACGACAAUGACAUCUACAUGGACCAGACCAUGUGCUUUCUUUAUGAGCCAGCGGUUAUGCCCGAGUCACAGCUGCCGCCUAUAUACAUCAAGAAAGAGCACAAGAAACCUAAGGUUGAGUCUAUCACAACCCGUAAGCAGAAACAACGUAAGGAGGAACAGCCAAGGGUGCCCCGCUCGUUAUUUGAUCGUCCUACAGCAGCGUUGCUCAGGAUGAGACGCGAGGCUAAACUUAAACAGGGUGGUCUGCUGAAACCUUUCCGACCAGUCCCUCCAGUCCUCAACAAACCAGCUGACCAGUCAUCAGACCACCCAGAAUGGCUCAUCCAUGAAGAUUGGGCGCUGCUUCAGGCUGUUCAGAGUCUGUUUGAUGUACCGCUGAACCUGAUGGUUGUGUCUCCGGCCCACCAGCUUAACUGGGACCUGGUAGCUGACAUUGUUAGCAGUGUCAGUCGAGUGUAUCGCUCUGCCAAACAGUGCAGGAACCGCUAUGAGAAUGUCAUCAUUCCACGUGAAGAGGGGCGUAUCCUGUAUGACAUUAAUCCUCGUAAACAGAGCAAGAAAACCAAGGGUAUAUACAAGACCAAGAACAACCGUCCCAUGCGCACCAGUCAGCUGUACGUACAAGAUGGAAACCAGGCAAUCACUAUGCUGCACUCUCUCAGGUUUGAUUCGGCCAAGACACUGGCUGCUAAGCGACCACCCACACUCAAGCAGACACUAGUUAGCCCUACACCAAAGAAUCCUAAACAUGCAGCUGUGCUGUCUGAGAGUGGCAUCACAUACGACCAGCCACUGGACCCAAUGAAUGUUGCCGAAAUUCGUGCUCAAAGGAUCCAACGUGAGAAGAAGCAGAAUCAAGCCGCUGCUGCUGCAACAGCAGAGCAGCAACACCUGGCAGCUCGGACACUUGCCCAGCAACAAGCUGCGGCUACCCAGGCAAGUCCUGCACCUUCUGCCACUGCACAACCCCAGCCUGUCACUGUUACUGCAGCCAUCGCAAUCCCCCAGGGGGCAGCCCCACAAGGGGCAGUCACCCAGCAGUUGCAGCCAAUCCAGACCACUGUUGCAUCUGCUGUCAUGGCAGCUACAGCUGUACCCAAGUCGGGGGUGCCACAGGGUGCAACUUCUGUGUCUCUAGCUCGUAGUGCAGUUGGGGCUACAGGCAACAUAGUAGUCAACACGCCCAGUGGUGUGGCAGCAAACUUUGCCGCCAUCAAUCGUCGAAUGAGUCAGGCUACCAGUAUAGGCCAGGCCUCUACAGUUACGGUAACUGGAACACUGAACCCUGCGAUUCGUGCCCAGCGACCGUUGACAAUCCCCAUACAGGAGAUUACAGCCAUCACAAGCCAGACUGGUCAGGUGACCCACGUAGCAACCACAGGCCAGGUGGCUCGCACACAGAUCCAAACAACAGUGCCAACUCUCACAUCAACCCAGCUGGCUCGUAUCGCUUCCACACAGGGAACAUCUUUGCCUACAGGUACUGUUCAAGCGACGAUGACCAAGGCCUUGACACAGCAACAGCUGAUUGCUCUCACACAAAGACAGCAGCGACAAGCAGCCUUCCAACAGCAGCAGCCACGCAAACUUAACCUAACACCUGAUCAGAUUAAUCAGCAGCGAUUGAAGCAACUCCAACAACAAGGUCGUGGUGUCGGAGCUCAGAAGGUCAUAGCCCAGCAGCUGGUCACUAGUUUGGCACAGGGUCCCAAGCAGAAGAUGGCCACCUCCCUUGCACGCCAGAUCCCACAGGAACUUUUGUUACACCAACAGAAGUUGCCCCAGAAAACACAGGUUCAAGUUGUAGCUCAGGGUCAGGCUGGUACCCAGCUCCAGCAGAUACACAUGGCUACAACACAAGGAGGAGGGAUCCCCACAACCCAGAUUAUCCAGGCUCAGGUCCACCAGGUGGGACAGCCGGCCACUCUGACAACGGCUGUUAAAACUUCGGCUGCUGGAACACCCAUCCAGAUCACACAGCUGCCCCAACAGAAGGCUGGUGUCGCCAAAGCAACGACCAUUAACCAACUCCAGCCAGCACAACUGAAACAGAUGCAGCUUAUAGGCCAGCAAAAACGUCCUCUACAGCAGCCAUCUAAGAUAACGUCCCUGGGUCAGAUGGGGAAACCAGUGCCCCUAAAUGCUGUGCAGAUCAUCCAGCAGCCUUCCACUGGUCAGAAUGUUACCUACCAGUUACAGCAGCUGGUGAAGCGAAACCCUGGCAGCGGCAUGAUCAUCACAUCACAGCCCACCAUCAUCGCCACGGUGACACAGGGUCAGCCGGGUCAACUAGUACAUAAGGUGCUCAGUACGUCUGCCACUCAGUCUAGUCACCUUCAGACAAUAACAGCUGCGUCUCACCAUCCGGUCACGCAUGCAACAAUAGUGACUGGCACACCACAGAUGUCUGUUGCUACUCUAAGUCUGGCAACUGCAUCGUCACAAGCAACAAAACCUACUGUGGUAUCUACAUUGUCAACAGACCCUCGACAGGCAGUUCAGGUGCAUUCAGUCGCUCCACAACAGGCCAAGAUUGCGACCAUCUCCCAGUCGACCGCCACCUCCCAGACCAUACAGCAGAUCCAGGUCACGCCAGCUACACUUCAACAGGUGCACACCACUGUAGCUGCACCUGCCGUUCCACAGCCACUCACCGUGACUGUGGCGCCCUCAAGCCAAUCACCCGCCCUCACAGCAACCAUACUGCAGACAAUACCGGCCCCUGUUCAGCAGGAGUCACCGUCUGUUCCACAAGCUACAACACAGAUCCAGGUGACGACCAUUCCACAGUCGUCAGCUAAUGUCGCGCCACAGCAGACUCUGCUCCCAGUUGGGGCAGUUACAGCACAGGCUGCAGCGGCAGCUGUCCAGGCCCUGCCGCAGGGAACUGCUCAGGGCAUUGUUAAUGUUACACAGUCGCCACAGCAACAGGCUGCCGCAGCCGCCGCUGCUGCUGCAGCUGGAUCGAAAGGACCGUACGCAAUGAGAACUAGAAACCCUCCCAAACAUUAACUUGGGUCGGAACUUAGGCCGGCUGCUUCUAAAGGACCGUACGCAAUGAGAACUAGAAACCCUCCCAAACAUUAACUUGGGUCGGAACUUAGGCCGGCUGGAUCUAAAGGACCGUACGCAAUGAGAACUAGAAACCCUCCCAAACAUAAACUUAGGCCGGAACUUAGGCCGGCUGGAUCUAAAGGACCGUUCGUAACGAGAACUAGAAACCCUCUCAAACAUUAACUUAGGUCAGCUGGAUCUAAAGGACCGUACGCAAUGAGAACUAAAAAUCCUCCCAAAUAUUAACUUAGGCCGAGCCUUUUGGGUACAGAAAAACUCUUCAUCAGUGGUUGCUGAACAUUAUCUAUUUUGCCCUUUACUGGACAUGAGGCAUUCAGUUGCUUUCAAGACUCGUUAUAAAAGAUGGCUCAAUCCCUUAAUAAAAUAGUGUUUGUGUUAUGUAAACAAAACAAAAACAAUCCAAGAGAGUUCGACUGAGA
This is a messenger RNA of Pecten maximus, 10279 nucleotides long. Its product is annotated as helicase domino-like. Gene Ontology annotation, cellular component: Swr1 complex. The record is from RefSeq and is a predicted model, not a curated record. Gene Ontology annotation, molecular function: histone binding; ATP-dependent chromatin remodeler activity; ATP hydrolysis activity. NCBI's taxonomy places the organism in Eukaryota, Metazoa, Mollusca, Bivalvia, Pectinida, Pectinidae.